GCCAAAUAAAUUAAGAGGAAUGUUCCCAAUAAUAGAGAACACAGCUAAAGAAUUCACAAUACGUAUCAAAGAUUUGAUAUCAAAUACCAAAAAUUGUAGACCCCUAAACGACAGGGGUACAGGAACGAAUAUCGAAGAAGUUGAAACAGAAAAUUCAACACUGGUGGAUUCAGAGAAACUUGUCGGAGGUUAUACGGCUGACGCAAUAGUACCUUGUGCUUUUGGACUAAAGAGUACAGUUAUGGACAACCCUAAUGAUCCGUUCGCGGUUGCAUUACAAGCUUUCUACGAAAUGAGUUUGUUCAAUAUAUUUGAAAAGACAAUGCGUCAGUUCUGGCCGGCUUUCGUCCUGUUCUUCCGUAUGAGGAUUAUCCCGAAGAAAACACAUGAUUUCUUCUACAAUAUUGUCACAAGCGUUCUUCGUGCGAGAGAAAAUGGUGUUCAAGAGAAACGCGGCGAUUUUAUUGACAUGAUGAUGACCCUACGAAGUGAUGACAAAAACAAUAACGCACCCAAAUCAGAGCUCGAAAAUGACGUAGAAAUAA
This is a messenger RNA of Papilio polytes (common Mormon), 545 nucleotides long. RefSeq names its product lithocholate 6-beta-hydroxylase-like. The record is from RefSeq and is a predicted model, not a curated record. Gene Ontology annotation, molecular function: oxidoreductase activity, acting on paired donors, with incorporation or reduction of molecular oxygen; iron ion binding; monooxygenase activity. The transcript is spliced from 3 exons. Lineage: Eukaryota; Metazoa; Arthropoda; Insecta; Lepidoptera; Papilionidae. The annotation marks the transcript as partial.